This is a messenger RNA of Ziziphus jujuba (common jujube), 1451 nucleotides long. RefSeq names its product transcription factor MYB36. Bases 168 to 1292 code for a protein of 374 amino acids. The record is from RefSeq and is a predicted model, not a curated record. Lineage: Eukaryota; Viridiplantae; Streptophyta; Magnoliopsida; Rosales; Rhamnaceae. The transcript has 3 exons.
UUUUGUCCCCAUAAGCAUCACAUCACCCACUCUUCCUACCUAUAAAUCUUGGUCUUCUCUCCCCCAUUGUUUCCCAACAAAUAUCAAACAACUUUCUAACAAUUCCCCAUAUUCGCUUUCUUGAAGAACAAGCAGAGAAAAGAAAAUCAAAGAAAACAGACAGAGAAAUGGGUCGAGCUCCAUGUUGUGACAAAGCCAACGUGAAGAAGGGACCCUGGUCACCUGAAGAAGAUGCCAAGCUUAAGGACUACAUCGAAAAGCAUGGAACUGGUGGCAAUUGGAUUGCUCUUCCUCAAAAAAUUGGGCUUAAGAGAUGUGGAAAGAGCUGUAGGCUAAGAUGGUUAAAUUACUUGAGGCCUAACAUCAAGCAUGGUGGAUUCUCUGAAGAAGAAGACAACAUCAUCUGUAGCCUCUAUAUAAGUAUUGGCAGCAGGUGGUCCAUAAUUGCAGCUCAGUUACCAGGAAGAACAGAUAAUGAUAUUAAAAACUACUGGAACACCAGAUUGAAGAAGAAACUAUUGGGAAGACGCAAACAGUCGUCUAACAAUCGGUUAUCCUCUGCGAAUCAUCAGGAUUCAAAGGAUGCCAAUGGCUUAGAAGAUUCACUAAGCAGCUCAGCUCUUGAAAGACUUCAACUCCAUAUGCAUCUUCAGAGCCUUCAAAACCCUUUCUCUUUCUACAAUAAUCCUGCACUCUGGCCCAAAUUGCAUCCUUUCCAAGAAAAUUAUAAGAUGAAUCAGAGUUUUCAAUCUUUCAAUCACGAGAGCCCGAAUCCGGUACUUAUCCAACACGGUCUCCCUACUAGUCCUCAAUCUGAUCCAUUAUCAACAAUUCAACAAGAUUAUGCAAAAAUCAGCAAAAAUCCCAACAUAGAUGGAUUGGGAAAAACUUUAAAUGCUUCCGACGGCUCGAACUCGUUCAUCAACGUGAGCAAUAAUCCGAUGGAUUCGAUUAUGGUUUCGAAUGUUAAUGAUGAUGGCAUACAACAGUCUAAUCAUCAUCAUCAGGAGCAACAGGUUUCUGCCUUCCAAGCUGAGCUUGACAGCAUUCUUAAUAACAAAGCUGCAGCAGCAGUGAAUUUCGUAACACAGCAGCAGCAGCAGGGAGACCAAAUGGGUGCUGCUGAUUUUGAUUAUUGUUUCAAAGAAAUGAAUGUGAGCAAGGACAGCUUGAUGUGGUGGUCCAAUGACUUUGACUCAUCAAAAUCAGCGUCUUCCAAUUCCUGGGAUUCAAAUUCUGUACUUCAGUCGGAUGGGAUUUUCCAAGACUAUGAAUUAGGUUACAACUUGUAGGUAACAAAUCAAUUAAAAAAACUACGUAGAGAGUGUGGUGAAAUGUGUCUUGGUGAUCAUAACAUGGAGAUAUGGAAGAUGUGUACGGUACUUGUCGGUUCCCAUAACAUGCAGGUUUUUGUAAAUUAAGACCGUGUGGAUAAUUAAUAAUAUUUUCAA